Globicephala melas (long-finned pilot whale) is the source of this 1119-nucleotide messenger RNA. It is a transcript of the gene AHSG, whose product is annotated as alpha 2-HS glycoprotein. The record is from RefSeq and is a predicted model, not a curated record. NCBI's taxonomy places the organism in Eukaryota, Metazoa, Chordata, Mammalia, Artiodactyla, Delphinidae. Gene Ontology annotation, biological process: negative regulation of endopeptidase activity. Gene Ontology annotation, molecular function: cysteine-type endopeptidase inhibitor activity. Gene Ontology annotation, cellular component: blood microparticle; extracellular region; extracellular matrix.
CUCUCCGGAGCAACCAUGAAGUGCCUCGUCCUGCUCCUUUGCCUUGCUCAGCUCUGUGCCUGCCGCUCUGUCCCGCAUGGCCCGAUUCCGGGUUAUAGGGAACCAGCCUGUGAUGACCCAGAAACAGAGCAGGCAGCCCUGGCGGCCGUGGACUACAUCAAUAAGCAUCUUCCUCAUGGCUACAAGCACAUCUUAAACCAGAUUGAGAGUGUGAAGGUGUGGCCGCGGCGGCCCACGGGAGAGGUGUUUGACCUUGAAAUAGACACACUGGAAACCACCUGCCAUGUACUGGACCCCACUCCCCUGGCAAACUGCAGCGUGAGGCAGCUGAAAGAGCACGCGGUGGAAGGAGACUGCGAUUUCAAUGUGCUGAAACAAGACGGAGAGUUUUCCGUGUUGUCUGCAAAAUGUGAUUCCAGUCCAGACUCGGCCGAGGACGUGCACAAGGUGUGUCCAGACUGCCCCCUGCUGGCCCCGCUCAACGACAGCCGGGUGGUGCACGCAGUAGAGGCCGCGCUGGCUGCCUUCAACGCCCAGAAAAACGGCUCCUACUUUCAGCUUGUGGAAAUUUCUCGGGCUCAAUUUGUGCCUCUUUCAGCUUCUGUCACUGUGGAGUUUGCAGUGGCUGCCACUGACUGUGUUGCUAAAGAGGUCGUAGACCCAGCCAAGUGCAACCUGCUGGCAGAAAAGCAGUAUGGCUUCUGUAAGGGGACAGUCACUGAGAAGGUUGCUGGCGGGGAAGAUGUUGCAGUGACCUGCACGGUGUUCCAAACACAGCCUGUGCUCCCGCAGCCCCAACCAGACGGUGCCGAAGCAGGGCCCCUCACCGCUGCACCGGGCUCGGCUGGGCCAGCACUUUCUCCAGCUGGCCAGCCCGCGGCCUCCCUGGUGGUGGGACCCAGGGCCGUGGCAGCUCCCCCGAUGCCCCCACCGGUGUACCCGGCGCACUACGACCUGCGCCACGCCUUCUCGGGUGUGGCCUCAGUGGAGUCAGCCUCAGGAGAAGCGUUUCACGUGGGGAAGACACCCAAGGUGGCGCAGCCUAGCAUUCCUGCUCCUGAAGGUCCAGUUCCAGUGGUCCGCCCUUGCCCGGGGAGAAUCAGACACUUCAAGGUCUAG